Hippocampus comes (tiger tail seahorse) is the source of this 1766-nucleotide messenger RNA. RefSeq names its product gdnf family receptor alpha 1b (gene gfra1b). Gene Ontology annotation, biological process: nervous system development. Bases 275 to 1678 code for a protein of 467 amino acids. The record is from RefSeq and is a predicted model, not a curated record. Gene Ontology annotation, molecular function: signaling receptor activity. The transcript has 10 exons. NCBI's taxonomy places the organism in Eukaryota, Metazoa, Chordata, Actinopteri, Syngnathiformes, Syngnathidae. Gene Ontology annotation, cellular component: external side of plasma membrane; signaling receptor complex.
UUGGAAGAAACGGAAGGAGCUUCGAAAAAGGCUGCCUUGAAGAAAAGCCGUCAUUUACGAAUCUUUACGCGGCGUUGUCGCACGCCGCGGUGAGGACGAGGAGCGGGUCGGGGGGGGGGCGGCUCCGGAGCGACGCGGGGGAUGAUUGGGCACGGUGCGAAACGCGUGGAACGGAUGCUUUUGUGCGGCCGCUGACCCACGAGGAUGCGUACGCGCGAUGGGGUCCGUCUAAUCGCCGGAGCGCCGCUUUGAAAAAAGAAAAAACAAACCCACGAUGAUUUUAACAACUUUUGCCAUCCUCUUGUCAUUAUCGGCCGCCGACUUGGUGUCCGCCUCGAAGGGGGGCGGCGGCGAAGGCGAAGGCGCCGCCGCGCGCCUGGACUGCGUCAAGGCCAGCGAGCGGUGCCUGAGGGAGGCCCCCUGCAGCACCAAGUACCGCACCAUGAGGCAGUGCGUGGCCGGCCGGCACAGCGGCGCCGCCGCCGCCGCCGUCACGGCUCCGGAGGCGCGGGGCGAGUGCCGCAGCGCCAUGGAGGCCAUCAAGCAGAACCCGCUCAACCGCUGCAGGUGCAGGAGGGGCAUGAAGAAGGAGAAGAACUGCCUGCGCAUCUUCUGGAGCAUUUAUCAGAGUUUGCAAGGUAAUGAUUUACUGGAAUAUUCUCCGUACGAGCCAGUCAACAGCCGCCUUUCGGAUAUCUUUCGCUUGGCCCCCAUCAUUGCAGCCGAGCCGGCGUCCGCCAAGGAGAACAACUGCCUGAACGCGGCCAAGGCGUGCAACCUGAACGACACGUGCAAGAAGUACCGCUCGGCCUACAUCAACCCGUGCACGGGCAGGGUGUCGGCCUCUGAGGUGUGCAACAAGCGCAAGUGUCACAAGGCCCUGCGACACUUCUUCGACAAGGUGCCGAGCAAAUACAGCUACGGCAUGCUCUUCUGCUCGUGUCCGGCGGGCGACCAGAAGGCGUGCGCCGAACGCCGCCGGCAGACCAUCGUGCCCGCCUGCUCCUACGAGGACAAGGACAAGGCCAACUGUUUGUCUCUGCAGAACGCCUGCAAGACCAACUACAUCUGCAGGUCUCGACUGGCGGAUUUCAUGAGCAGCUGUCAGCCAGAAGCUCACUCCGUAUCGGGCUGCCUUCGGGAGAACUACGCAGACUGUCUGCUGGCCUACUCGGGCCUCAUCGGUACGGUCAUCACGCCCAACUACAAGCGGUCGCUGGGAAUCAGCCUGUCGCCCUGGUGCGACUGCGCCAGCAGCGGGAACGACAAGCCCGAGUGCGAGAGGUUUCUGGACUUGUUCGCCAACAACCGCUGCCUCCGGAACGCCAUCCAGGCAUUCGGCAACGGCACCGACGUGGGAGUGUGGCAACCUCAACCCCCCAUCCGGGCCACCGUGUCGGCGCCCGGCGGCGACGCGGCGGACGCGCUCGCUGGCCCGAGUCAACCGGACCCGGACGGCGACCCGGCCGAUCACAUUUGCCGCACCUUCCAGGCCCAAAAACUGGUGUCCAAUCGCACGGAGGAUCCUAUGCUGUGCGCGACGGGCGACUCAAACGCCAUCGCGAGAAACUCACCGGCCAAGCUGUCCCGUCUCGGCGCGUGGAGUCUGCUCCUGGCUCUGGCCUUCGCUUUCACGCCAGCGACGACGUUCCAGCUCGGAGGAGUCCCGCUCUUGUAGAGCCUGUCAAGGACCACAAGUUGAUCAGGACCUUCCUCUACAUCUCCCAAGGAUUUGACCAAACCCCCACCCCCAUAAAGAAAAAAAA